UGUCAAGUGAACGUCAUAAUCAACUUCAAUCGAGUCGACGAAGCGAAUGUAAAAGUCGCGUUAAAUCCACAAAGGUGAUUGUGUUAUCCAUUUAAAUAUUGUAUUAGUGUUUCUACGUGUUUCAACGGCGGCUAAGAGGUAACACCAAAGGCUAUCACGGUCGAGACUGCCAACCCCAACACGAGCCGAUCCGCGGUGAUACAAGAUGGCGUCCAAAGCCAUUUACGAGGCGACCGGCAAAGACCUUAUAACCAGGCACAUAGGGUCAGGUACUGCAUUAGUACCAUGUAGGUUCGCUGUCUUCGAGGAAAGCACCGUCUGGGAAGACGAAAUCGGAAAAAAUCCAUGGCUCACCAAAGAGUCUUUAGUGGUGAAGCCGGAUCAAUUGAUAAAGCGUCGAGGCAAACUGGGUCUUGUCGGUGUCAACAAGAGUGCGGCUGAUGUACGCCGCUGGUUGGCAGAGCAUGCAGGCAAGGAACAACAAGUUGGCGCAGCUCUUGGCAAACUAAGGAGAUUUGUUGUCGAACCAUUUGUCAAACAUGACGCGAACGAGGAAAUGUACCUAUGCAUUCAGUCUGGCCGGCGAUCUGACACCAUCUUGUUCCAUCACCAAGGAGGUGUAGAUGUUGGAGAUGUGGAUGCACUGGCUCUUAGAUUAGAGGUUCCCGUUGACACUUUUCCUACUGGUGAGGAAGUUGACACACAAUUGCUCAAGAAUGUCAAAUCAACUUCUGUUAGAAGAAUAAUAACAACAUUCAUUCUAUCCCUCUACAAAGUAUACGUGGAUUUACAUUUCACUUAUAUGGAGAUCAAUCCAAUCGUGGUGACAGGUGACAGGAUUUAUCUGCUAGAUCUAGCCGCGAAACUGGACCAGACUGCCGACUUUAUAUGCGCUAAACACUGGGGAGAGGUGACAUUCCCACCUCCUUUCGGAAGAGAUGCCUACCCCGAAGAGGCUCACAUCGCUGACCUGGAUGCUAAGAGUGGAGCCAGUUUGAAGCUGACAGUGCUGAACAAAUCCGGUCGCAUCUGGACCAUGGUGGCUGGAGGGGGCGCGUCUGUCGCGUACAGUGACACUGUAUGCGCUCUGGGCGGUGCGGGAGAGCUGGCCAACUACGGCGAGUACUCCGGCGCGCCCACAGAGGCGCAGACCGCGGACUACGCUAGGACAAUCUUCAGUCUUAUGUGCAGGGAGAAACAUCCCGACGGCAAGGUGCUGAUCAUCGGCGGUGGUAUAGCUAAUUUCACGAAUGUGGCGGACACCUUCCGCGGCAUCAUCAGCGCUAUUGAGACAUACAAGGAUGCUCUCCUCCAGUACAAUGUCACAAUAUUUGUGAGAAGAGGAGGUCCUAAUUAUCAGGAAGGACUCAGACAAAUGCGCGAAGUGGGUCAACGUCUCCGCAUACCUCUAUACGUGUUCGGACCAGAAAGCAACAUGACGGCGAUAGUUGGCCUGGCGCUGGGACAUUCACCUAUACCUGCAGACCAUCAGCUGGACUACGCGCCUAAACAACUGCCCAAACCCAAACCUGUGCCGGCACCAAAGCUAGAUCUACCAGAGUUGACACCAGCCCUGUUAGACCUGGUAUGCUCCCAGGCACCCACACGUAUGGACCUGGGACAGCCGCUCAGUACAGCAAGGCCGCUCUUCACUGACCGCACUAAAGCCAUCAUCUGGGGAAUGCAGAAUAGAGCUAUACAGGGCAUGCUGGAUUUCGAUUACAUUUGCCGUCGCUCGGAGCCAUCAGUGGUGGCCAUUGUCUACCCCUUCACUGUUGACCACAAGCAGAAAUAUUACUUUGGAAAUAAGGAAGUCUUCAUACCAGUAUUCUCUGACAUGGAUGUAGCGAUGCGCAAACAUCAAGAAGCAACAGUUUUGGUUACAUUUGCAUCACUUCGCUCUGCCUACGAUAGUACCAUACAGGCGAUGCAACAUCCACAAAUUAACACAAUAGUUAUAAUAGCUGAAGGUAUUCCGGAGAAUAUGACGAGGAAACUCAUCAAAGUGGCUGAUCAAAGAGGGGUGACUAUCAUAGGUCCGGCGACCGUGGGUGGCAUUAAGCCUGGCUGCUUCAAGAUUGGCAACACUGCUGGAAUGAUAGAUAAUAUUAUUGACAGCAAAUUGUAUCGACCUGGCAGCGUGGCAUAUGUAUCCCGGUCUGGUGGCAUGAGUAAUGAAUUGAAUAAUAUCCUCUCCAAGGAAGCUGAUGGAGUUUGUGAAGGUGUGGCCAUAGGAGGUGACAGAUACCCUGGCACCACCUUCCUUGAUCACCUUCUCAGGUUCGAAGCGGAUCCCAAUGUGAAGAUGCUGGUGGUGCUGGGUGAAGUGGGAGGUGUCGAGGAGUACCAUAUCUGCCGUGCCAUCCGUGACAAGCUUAUCACCAAGCCUAUGGUGGCAUGGUGUAUUGGCACUUGCUCAGAUAUGUUUUCAUCGGAAGUACAAUUCGGACACGCGGGUUCUCUCGCCGGAUCAACAUUAGAGAAAGCUGCAGCUAAGAACGCGGCGUUGAAAUCAUUCGGUGUCACCGUACCUGAAUCUUUUGAUAGUCUGGGCAAAGCGGUGAACCAGGUGUACCAGAAACUGGUUGAUCAAGGCAAGAUCAUCGUGAAAGAGGAGGUGGAACCACCUAAAGUACCUAUGGACUACGAUUGGGCCAGGAAAUUGGGCAUAAUCCGCAAGCCGGCAGCAUUCAUUAGCACGAUAUGUGAUGAGCGCGGUCAGGAGCUGUCCUACUGCGGUGUACCCAUCAGCCAGGUGCUGGAGCGCGGCCUCGGCGUCGGCGGCACUGUCAGCCUGCUCUGGUUCCAGCGCGAGCUACCAUCCUGGGCGUGCCGGUUCAUCGAGCUGGUGCUGAUAGUGACAGCAGACCACGGCCCCGCUGUCUCCGGCGCACACAACACGAUGGUCACAGCGCGCGCCGGCAAGGAUCUCAUCUCAUCUGUUGUCAGCGGACUUCUUACUAUUGGUGACAGGUUCGGAGGAGCAUUGGAUCGUGCUGCAGCAGACUUCUGUGCGGCAUACGACAAGGGUCAGCAUCCCCAGGAGUUUGUUAACGAGAAACGUGCUAAGGGUGAACUGAUUAUGGGUAUUGGACACAGGGUGAAAUCAAUAAACAAUCCAGAUUCUCGUGUGCGUGAACUAAAAGCGUAUGUAACAUCUCGAUGGCCGGCGUGGCCUGUGACGCGGUAUGCUCUAGACGUGGAGGCGAUCACAACACGGAAGAAGCCCAACCUUAUCCUGAAUGUGGAUGGUAUUGUUGCUGCAGCAAUGGUGGACCUCUUCAGACAUUGUCAGCUGUUCACACAGGAGGAAGGUAACAACUACAUCCAGAUGGGCGCUAUCAAUGCUCUGUUCGUGUUGGGUCGCACCAUCGGCCUGGUGGGACAUUAUCUCGAUCAGAAGAGGAUGAAGCAACCACUGUACCGUCACCCCUGGGAUGACAUCACAUACAUGGCACCCAACAACUAGAUCUGUAAACUUAUUGUGUUGGCUUAAUAUAAUAUUUAUUUAAUAAUCUGGGACGGUGAGGAAAAGAAAAUCUAGAUGAAAACAAGGAUAUUUGACCCGUUGAGCUGUUUUUGUGGUAUAUAGGACUAGGGCCUAAUUUUAGUCCUUUUUCUUAUAAAGAUCGGAAGUGAAAGUGGAU
Molecule: messenger RNA, 3647 nt
Organism: Papilio xuthus (Asian swallowtail)
Lineage: Eukaryota; Metazoa; Arthropoda; Insecta; Lepidoptera; Papilionidae
Gene: ATPCL
Product: ATP-citrate synthase
Exons: 23
Coding region: 206-3469 (1087 amino acids)
Biological process (GO): citrate metabolic process; acetyl-CoA biosynthetic process; fatty acid biosynthetic process
Cellular component (GO): cytosol
Molecular function (GO): ATP citrate synthase activity
Source: RefSeq, a predicted model, not a curated record